Molecule: messenger RNA, 1023 nt
Organism: Salarias fasciatus (jewelled blenny)
Lineage: Eukaryota; Metazoa; Chordata; Actinopteri; Blenniiformes; Blenniidae
Product: tetraspanin-8-like
Exons: 9
Coding region: 46-816 (256 amino acids)
Cellular component (GO): membrane
Source: RefSeq, a predicted model, not a curated record
GAAGGGCGUCGCGGAGCCUGGGAGCGCCGCAGCGGAGGCAGCAGCAUGCAGCGGAGCGCGGUGGUCGUCGUGGCGGACAAAACCAGCCUGAAGAGGCCCUUCAUCUUCGCGAACGCCGUGCAUAUGGCGCUGUGCUUCUUCAUGCUGACCAUGACAGUGGCGUGGCACAGAGACCUCAUGCAGACCGGCAAGAUGGUGUCCAGUAUGUCUGUGGUGAUCAUGUACAUCAUAGAGAUCGGCUGUCUGCUGCUCUCGGUGCUCGGUGUGUUCGGGGCCGUCAAGGGGAAGAGAUGGUGUUUGAUCCUGUAUGCGGCCGGGAUGGCUGCAGCCAGCCAGACAAUCAUUGUCCGAACGGCGCUGAGCUACCAAGACGUAUACGAGAAACGCGUCGCCAGGGAGGAGUCCAAACUCCUCGCCAUGAUGCCGCUGAGUGCAACGAACAAAGCCAACCGAACGCUGCUGUACAGUAUUCAAGAAGAAUUUGAAUGCUGUGGUCUGGUUGAAGGCUACAAAGACUGGGGAGCUUCCAUUCCUCCAUCCUGUAACUGUCAGUACCCUGGAAAAUGUAUUCGACUACGAGGCAGCGCCACACUGGGAGCUCCGAAGAACCAGUAUGUUUAUCAAGAGCCAUGUUUACCCAUUUACGUCUCUGAGCUGAAGCUCGCGUUUUCCCUGGGGAUGGCGAUACAGUUUGGGAGUGCAGUGUUCUGGAUUGUUCUACUGGUCAUGAGCAUCAAGCUGAUGGGCCAGAUCAAGAGGAAACAGGAGUUUAUGGCUCUUCUCCAGUCAAACAGAUACGUCCCCGGUGCUUUCUAGCCCCCCAGUCUGUUUUAAUACACUCCAAACUACUACCAAGCAUACAUUGUUUGAAUUUGCACAAUAUGCUAAAUACCAUAACCAAGCUAUUUUGCGCUAUAGCAUUAUAUUACCCUAUGAUUUCCUACAUGUUAAUGCAUGUAACUGAUGGUUAAAAGUAGUCUACAUGCAUAGAUCCAAGUUCAAACUCUUUUUGCCUUACUGCUG